Messenger RNA from Malaya genurostris, 1497 nucleotides. RefSeq lists its product as uncharacterized. The record is from RefSeq and is a predicted model, not a curated record. The coding region runs from base 339 to 1256 and encodes 305 amino acids. Lineage: Eukaryota; Metazoa; Arthropoda; Insecta; Diptera; Culicidae. The transcript has 2 exons.
AUUUUCGGUUGUCCGGUAGUGUCCGGUAGCUAAGGGAGCUAUUUUUGGACGAAUUCGCGUGCUUCACCGUGUUCAUCGGUUGACCACAGGCACAGUCCCAAGAGGAUCCGAGCGCUAUGACAGUACGGUGUGGAAAGUGAAUUGGGAGCAGUGGUAUAAAAUACUCGUACAGCAGCAUAUGUAGAUUCAUUAGCUUGCAGUCAUUUGUUUAAUCAACACGCAUAGAUUAAAAUAAAUUGAACGACAGGCCAGUUCGUUGGUUGGUUAGGACCUCCGGAACUUCCUGCAGUGCGAAAGUGAAAUUUUGAACGCAUUAACAUUAACGAAGAAGAAUAACAAUGAAAUCCGCUACGUGCCUGCUGCUGAUGGUGGGUGCCACCACCCUGUUAGGUGCAGUAUCCUGUGCAUCGAUCGCGUCCAAUCUAGUCGAGGAAGCCACUCCAAGAAUUAGCACCAGCGAGCAGCUGCUGUCGUCGAUUGUGAAUGAGUGCUUCGAUCAGGAUUCUGUGAUGAACUGCCUUAAGGGCAAGGUGCUAGUCUACUUGGAUGGAGUCCUGGGAUUGAGCGAGGAGCAGGCACGUGCCUUCGAAGAACAAAACGUAGACAAGGUGAUCUUCGAUCGGGUGGCACGUAUUCUCGCCUCGAACGAGUUCAAGCUGCAACUGCCAGAGGAUGCGGUCGUCAGUUAUCGGGCCGAUAAAGGCGUAAAUCUGGAUGUGCUACCAGCCGGACUCGGAGCCGAAUCCCGUGGUCACUUACUGAAGAAGAAACUCCUGCUUCCAGUUCUGCUGCUGUUCAAGCUGAAAAUGAAAGCCUUGAUGCCGAUCAUCGUCGCUCUGAUCGGUCUGAAAGCCAUGAAGGCGUUGAUCCUGUCCAAGCUGGCUAUCACGUUGGUGCUUGGUUUUCUGAUUGCCCAGCUAGUGAAGAAAUCCGGUCUCGGCAUGCCAAUGAUGUCGAUGAUGCCAAUGAUGCCACCAGCUGCCGAAUAUGGUGCCCCUGCCCCGGCUACGACUGAGGCACCAUCUAGCUACAAUCCGUCUUCCUGGGAACCGCAAUCCGGUGGUCCGUACUCGCGUGUUUGGGAACCGUCGACGUCGUCGUCGUCGCACAGUCUGGCCUACAGCUCCUACUAUCCAAGCUCCAGUGGAUCGUCGUACAGCUCAACUGCUUACAAUUCUGGCUCCUCGGGUUCCAGCUCUAGUUCGUCGCCAUCGUCCUCGUCGUCAUCCUCAUCGAAUUCAGCUCAUGCCUACUAGAGAAUCAAAAUAAACCAAAAAGCUGACAAGGAGUUUUCCACCGCAGAUCACACUAAUGUACAUAAAGGAAACAUGCCUUGAAAACCAAAAAAAAAAACAAUAUUUCAUCAUCAAGUCGAAACAACACAAUGCCAAAACGGUCAACCUUCUUGAUUGGGUGAACCAAUCAAACCAAGGGAUGGCCAGAAGCUGUCACAAGAAUUUCGUUGAAAUUAUUUACUGUUAAUAUUUAUUUGCUUUC